Camelus dromedarius (Arabian camel) is the source of this 2602-nucleotide messenger RNA. RefSeq names its product HtrA serine peptidase 3 (gene HTRA3). The transcript is spliced from 10 exons. The record is from RefSeq and is a predicted model, not a curated record. Gene Ontology annotation, molecular function: protein binding; serine-type endopeptidase activity. NCBI's taxonomy places the organism in Eukaryota, Metazoa, Chordata, Mammalia, Artiodactyla, Camelidae. Gene Ontology annotation, cellular component: extracellular region. Gene Ontology annotation, biological process: proteolysis. Bases 203 to 1600 code for a protein of 465 amino acids.
GCCCAGGAGGGAGCCGGAGCCUCUCCGGUCCCCCGCGUCCCCGCGCCCCGGGCAUGUCCCUGCGGUCCCGGAGCCCUCCCUCCUGAGCCUCCGGCGCGUGUGGCUGCGCUCCCGCCCCCGCUCCCUCCGUAGGCGCCCGGAGACGCUUUGGUGUCCCCCUGGCUGGUCCCCCGCGCUGCCGCCCGCCCCCGGCCCAUCCGCCAUGCAGGCGCGGGCGCUGCUCCUGGCCGCGCUGGCCGCGCUGGCGCUGUCCCGGGAGCCCCUGGCCGCGUCGUGCCCCACGCGCUGCGACGUGUCGCGGUGCCCCAGCCCCCGCUGCCCUGGUGGCUACGUGCCCGACCUCUGCAACUGCUGUCUGGUGUGCGCCGCCGUCGAGGGCGAGCCAUGCGGCCGCCCCGUCGACUCGCCGUGCGGGGAGAGCCUGGAGUGCGCGCGCGGUGUGUGUCGCUGCCGCUGGGCGCACGCCGUGUGCGGCACCGACGGGCACACCUAUGCCAACGUGUGCGCGCUGCAGGCGGCCAGCCGCCGCGCGCUGCAGCUCUCCGGGACGCCUGUGCGCCAGCUGCAGAAGGGCGCCUGCCCAUCGGGUCUCCACCAGCUGACCAGCCCACGGUACAAGUUCAACUUCAUUGCUGAUGUGGUGGAGAAGAUCGCUCCGGCCGUGGUCCACAUAGAACUCUUCCUGAGACACCCUCUGUUUGGCCGAAACGUGCCCCUGUCCAGCGGCUCGGGCUUCAUCAUGUCGGAGGCGGGCCUGAUCAUCACCAACGCCCACGUGGUGUCCAGCAGCAACACUGUCUCAGGCCGGGAGCAGCUCAAGGUGCAGCUGCAGAACGGUGACACCUAUGAGGCCACCAUCAAAGACAUCGACAAGAAGUCGGACAUCGCCACCAUCAAGAUCCACCCCAAAAAAAAGCUCCCGGCACUGCAGCUGGGUCACUCGGCAGACCUGCGGCCUGGCGAGUUCGUCGUGGCCAUUGGCAGCCCCUUUGCCCUGCAGAACACCGUGACCACGGGCAUCGUCAGCACGGCCCAGCGGGACGGCCGGGAGCUGGGCCUCCGGGACUCAGACAUGGACUAUAUCCAGACAGACGCCAUCAUCAACUACGGGAACUCCGGGGGACCGCUGGUGAACCUGGAUGGCGAGGUCAUUGGCAUCAACACACUCAAGGUUGCGGCCGGCAUCUCCUUUGCCAUCCCCUCGGACCGCAUCACGCGCUUCCUCUCGGAGUUCCAGGACAAGCCGGGCAGAGGGGUUGGGGUGCAGAGGCCUCUGGGGGACUUUCAAGACUGGAAGAAGCGCUUCAUCGGCAUACGGAUGCGGACCAUCACACCAAGUUUGGUGGAAGAACUGAAGGCCGGCAACCCAGACUUCCCGGCGGUCAGCAGUGGGAUUUACGUGCAGGAGGUUGUUCCAAACUCGCCUUCUCAGAGAGGGGGCAUCCAAGAUGGCGACAUCAUUGUCAAGGUCAACGGGCGCCCUCUGGCGGACUCGAGCGAGCUGCAGGAGGCUGUCCUGACUGAGUCCCCCCUGCUGCUGGAGGUGAGGCGGGGGAACGAUGACCUUCUCUUCAGCAUCGCACCCGAGGUGGUCCUGUGAACGUGGGCCACCUCCCUCCAUCGCCGAGCUCCAGAGCCUGCGGCCAAGCACAGGUGCCAGCAGACUGGUUCCGUCCCAAGCUGCUGCCUCCCGCAGGAUCAGGACAAGGGACUGCGGCUGGUCCACAGCAGAGCCAGUGGCCUCCUCCCAGCCUUCCAGGGUCAGAGCCACAGGCUGGGCUUGGCUGGGGGUCCGCAUCUCAGCCUUCAGGGAGCGUUGGCUUCCACGUCACAGGGCCCCUGGGGCAGCCUGAUGUCCCCACCCCCAACAAAUGCUCCUGAGGGCCCGUCCCAGUUCCCUGGGUCUAGAUAACUCUUGUACUUCCCCGAAGUCCCAUCCUCUCUCCCACCUUCCUGUCUUUGCGCCUAUCCAUACCUCUCUCUGAAAUGCUCUCUGCUCCUCCCACCCGACUCUCGCCUCUUCAGGUCUCAGCCCCCCAGCCUCCUCCUCUCCUAGGUUCUCCUCCCUGGCCCCCCACGCCCAGUAGCACAGAGCCCACCACGUUGAAUGACCAGGGCUGUUUGCCUGGUCAGCCUGGAGUCCCUGGAGGGUGGGCCACGUCUGCCCCCUUGAGGAGUCAGGUGUGGCAGGUCUGGCCCGGAGCCGACCCCGCGGGAUGUUCCCUGGCUGCCCAGCUGAGCCCUGGGGCUGGGCGACAAGGUCCGCCUUCCCAGGCGGGAGAGGAGCUGGCAGGGAGCAGAGUGUGUCUGGCCCCCCCGGAAGGCCAGCUCAUCCUCUGAGAGGAGACCAGGGGGCGGUAGGCCGAGGAGACGGGGACCCACAGAGGGAGGGUGGCGAGGACUGAGCCGGCCUCGCCUCCCGUGCUGGUCUGUGUGGAGCAAGGACUGGCAGCAUCACCCCAGGAGCCGGCGAAAGGUGCUUCCUCUCUGCGGGGAGCCUGUUUCUAGGCGGGUCCGUGAGCUUCGCUGUCCAGUCCGGUCCCAUGUUGCUUGUACUGUAUGUUUCUCUACUGUACGGAAAUUAAAGUUUACAAAGCACAGA